Molecule: messenger RNA, 2237 nt
Organism: Nilaparvata lugens (brown planthopper)
Lineage: Eukaryota; Metazoa; Arthropoda; Insecta; Hemiptera; Delphacidae
Exons: 2
Coding region: 267-1229 (320 amino acids)
Source: RefSeq, a predicted model, not a curated record
GUGUGUAGUAGGUUGGCAAUAGUCAAUCAUCUGUUUUAGGCGCCAAGUGCCGUGAUGGCUGGUGCUUAGAGGUUAGGUCUUCAUGUCAUGUUAUGUUAUUGUCGUUUGUCGUUUUAUAUUGUCAAUUAAAUAAAGUCUAAUUAUCAAUACAGUCUAAUUAUCUAUCCACUUAAAACAUGGUGUCAGGUGCGAGCGGACCCUGCUGUAUCCGCCGUUUAUUGUAGGCUACCAUAGUGUCAGUGUCAGUGCAUCUCUGUCAGUACAACAUGUCUAUUUCGACACAAAAUAUUCACCCUCUUAGCCUUUCCGGCGAUGUGGCAAAUAACUUCUCGAACUGGCUUCAACAAUUUAAAAUAUUUUUGAUUGCAGCAAACCUUGAUGAGGCUCCAUCCAAACGGAAAGUGGCCUUGUUUCUUGCCCUGAUUGGACCUCAAGGGCUGGCAGUUUUUAACUCAUUCAAUAAAGACUCUGAUGCAAUCAAAUUUGAGGAGUUGGUCCAACUUUUUAAAGAACAUUUUCUCCCCACAAAAAACUUGACAGUUGAACGUCACAAAUUCUUCACUCGAGUGCAGCAGCCAGGUGAGAGUAUUGAUGACUUUGUCACUGCCUUAAAGACACUGAGUAACUCCUGUGAAUUUGGGUCAUUGACUGAUAGUCUGGUGAAAGAUAUUUUGAUUUGUGGACUCAAUGACAGUCACACUAACAUUAAAGAACGCCUGCUCCAGGAUCCGGACCUUAACCUAGAAAAAGCACUGCAAGUGUGCCGAUCAGUGGUGAUGUCCCAACAGCAUGUCAAAGCCCUCCUGUGCCCUACUUCUGACUUGACAAUUGGAGCAGUGAACAGACGAUUUCUCCGGGAUGGAUCAAACCAGUUUCAUCAACCAGCCAACAACUCAGGUUAUGUUCACACUCCUAGUAACUCUGGUGAUGUCAUUCAACAGGCUCAUUCUUCAACCCAACCUUUCCGGUCAGGACAAGUGAAUCAAAGACCAACUAUGCCGCCCAUUUGUGAUAAGUGUGGCCAGGUGCACCGCUUCAAGUGCCCAGCACUUAAUAAAACAUGUAGUAGGUGUGGUCGUUUGAACCACUUUGCUAAAAUGUGUAGAAGCAAGACAGUGAUGUCAAUUGAAUACCAUCAGUCUCAGCCACAAGAAAAUCAAGCGAAUACUUCUGACACUUCUUGCUCAGACGGCUCAGGUCAACUCUCCCAAUCACAGAUGCACUUCUAGCUCCGACUCUGGCAGGCCAUUCCAAGCACAAGGAACAAUGCCAGCAGCAACAACUGAGAGCUCAAGAACAGUUUGGCAAACAUGUACGCCAGCUACCUCCUCUUUGUGUUGGUGAAUCUGUCUUCUUCAAGCUCACUCCUGACAGCAUCUGGUCCCCUGCUACAGUGGUAUCUAUUGAUGAAAUGCCUAGGUCAUACACAGUGAAGUCAGCCUCUGGACACACUUACAGACGGAAUCGUAAGCACCUUCUGAAGCAGUCAGGUAGGAAAGGCUUGACUCCAUUAGUUGGCACACAUCAUACUGGAUAUCAUAGAGACCAUACAACAAAUGUGGAUGCAACUGGUAAUGUCAGCCAAAAUGUUCCCCCACAACCUAAUAUGUAUUUUUCUGUACCUCUCUGGGGUGAAAAUGAGGACACUACAGGGGAAAUGAACAGUGAGAUUUCAGAUGGUGGCUCAAGUGGGGACUUUAUGGGUUUCCCUGACAAUGUCUGUCAUACUAGUUUACCUGAUCUGUCUUUUUCAUUGGUUGGUGGUCUCACUCAAGGGAGGGGAAAACGUGUUAUUAGAAGGCCAAGAAGAUUCUCAUUUUCUGAGUAUACAACAUAGAUAUAAGACAUCCCUUUGAUUCUCAUAUUAAUUAUCUCUUCUUUUGUAUAGUUAUCUCUGAUGAUUGUAUUGUUUUCUUCUACUUGUAAUUAUGUAUUUUGAUUACUCCUGAAGGUAUAUAGAUUCAUUACUAUUGUUUACUCUUAUGUUGUUCUUACUGUAGUUCUGUAUGACUUAUUCACACUAAUUCAUAAAAUGUAAAAUUUGUAAAAUGUUACAAUGUAAAAAAAAAAAAAAAAAAGCGUGUUGUGUGUAGUAGGUUGGCAAUAGUCAAUCAUCUGUUUUAGGCGCCAAGUGCCGUGAUGGCUGGUGCUUAGAGGUUAGGUCUUCAUGUCAUGUUAUGUUAUUGUCGUUUGUCGUUUUAUAUUGUCAAUUAAAUAAAGUCUAAUUAUCAAUACAG